AUGAACGAGGAAACCAUCAAAAAAUGGAUGCGCGAAAUUGAACGACGGAGACCUGCAUCGUCUCCUCGUCCUGGACCUGGUGGAUUCUUUGCAGCUGGCGGAGGACUCGCGUUGUUGGUUCUUGGAGGUCUAGCCCUCAACGCCAGCUUGUUUACAGUCGACGGUGGUCACCGGGCGAUCAAAUAUACGAGGCUACAUGGUGUCAAGCAGGAUAUUUACUCCGAGGGAACACAUAUCAACAUUCCUUGGUUUGAGAAACCCAUCAUAUUCGACAUUCGUGCAAAGCCGCGUAUAAUAGCGUCAUUAACGGGCACAAAGGACCUGCAGAUGGUCAACAUUAGCUGUCGUGUUCUUUCUCGACCGUCGAUAGACGCACUCCCGACCAUAUAUAGAGAACUAGGAAACGACUAUGAUGAGCGCGUGCUGCCUUCGAUCGUCAACGAAGUUUUGAAGUCGGUCGUUGCCCAGUUCAACGCCAGUCAGCUCAUCACGCAGCGAGAAAUGGUCUCAAAGCUCGUGCGAGACAACUUGACGAAGCGAGCGCUGCGCUUCAACCUCGUUUUGGAUGACGUUUCGAUUACCCAUGUUGCGUUCUCGCCCGAGUUUACGUCUGCUGUCGAGGCCAAGCAGAUUGCAGCAGACUGCCUUGCGGGCGGCAUUCUUGGUCGACCAGGCAAUCCAAGAAGAAAGGGCACAGGAGAGGCACGUUCCGCGGAGCUGAUUGGUGAUGCCGUUCGCAAGAACAAGGGUUUCUCGAACUGCGAAAACUGGAGGCCGCAAGAGACAUCGCGGGCUGUUAUCUACAAGCGACAAUCGCGCAUCAUGGGUGGCAAAGCAUUUGCAUCUUCUCUCAGGUCGUCCGCAGCUUUUCCGCGUAUGAGUCCGGCUGUACGCCGCGCUCAAGACGUCGACUACGGUGAUCUGGACGUGGUCAUCACGCAAGACGCGUAUCGACGCGUCAGCGGCGAUGAAGAUUUUAAAACGAAGACCAAGGAACUCCUUGGUGCACGCCAUACUGUUUCCAAUGGCGACAGUUUCAUCAGCUUGGCCAUCCCUCAGAGCCAGGUCGGUCUCCAGUCAGAUGUCAAACCUGAGGGUCAAGACGAAGCGGAGACGUACUAUCAGGUGGACUUAAACAUGGUUGAAGACGACCAGGCUCGCGAAAGGCUACUCUUUUUCAAUUCAUAUGGUGACACGGGCCUCAUCAUUGGCUUGCUCUGCAAGUCCAUCGGUCUCACGUUCUCUCGGAAAGGACUCAAGAUUGCCCGUCGCGAGCAUACCGAGCCUAUCGAGAACCGCCCAUUCAUCUUGGAGCCGUCCGUCGAUCGCAUUCUCAAGUUCAUUGAUCUCGACUACGGGCACUGGAAGCGAGGUUUCAAGACACGCGUGGAAAUUUUCGACUGGCUCAUCUCAUCCCGGUUCGCGACACUGGGCUCUCUCCGCACAGUCUCCCCCACGCAUCUCGACCGCUGGAUGUACAAAGAGAGCUUUUUUGCAGUAUAUCGAUCACGAUGCGCAAUGGCCAGAGGGCAGAGUCGCGGCAGGCAAGCCGUUGUCGUGGAAGAGGCGCUCGACGCGUUCGGUAAGCGUGACGAAUAUAACGCGCUUGCAAAGUCUAUCGAGACCCGCAAAGCUGUCAGGGCCAAAUUCAACGGUACUCUUGUAACGGAGGUGACAGGAAGGGAAGGGAAAGUCAUUGGGGACAUUCUCAAACACUUCAAACUCAACUUUACGAGUGCAGAUGUCCUUGCAAUGUCAGACGAAAAAAUUCGCGAGACGAUUCUGGCAGUGCAGAAGGAAUGGGAUGCGAAUAGGGAGCACAUGUUGCAGCAGGCGAUGGCUGGGAUGUCUGUGACAGGUGCCAAGAAGGAAUAA
This is a messenger RNA of Serendipita indica DSM 11827, 1875 nucleotides long. Lineage: Eukaryota; Fungi; Basidiomycota; Agaricomycetes; Sebacinales; Serendipitaceae. The record is from the annotation of a GenBank genome assembly.